Daphnia pulicaria is the source of this 930-nucleotide messenger RNA. RefSeq lists its product as uncharacterized. The record is from RefSeq and is a predicted model, not a curated record. NCBI's taxonomy places the organism in Eukaryota, Metazoa, Arthropoda, Branchiopoda, Diplostraca, Daphniidae. The transcript is spliced from 2 exons. The coding region runs from base 11 to 571 and encodes 186 amino acids.
UAAAAAAAAGAUGUCGUAUAAAAGGAGAAAUAAAGUUGGUAGAAAUCCGUCAAGUGAAGACACGGCAAUAACUGCAGCGCACUAUUUGUCACCAACCGCUUCUUCAUCGUAUUACCAGUUAGCAAUCAUGGUUAACUAUAGUGUCGUGCUGCUGUUGGGUGUUGCGAGCAAAAGUGUAUCGUUAAUGCCUGGGUUGACUACUGGUAUACCGAUGUCUCCUGGGUAUGGCGGAUACCAAACCGCAACGCCUACUCUGCAACAACUUACACAACGACAAGUUACUACACCACUAAGGCACCGGAGUGUUACACCACAACUUACGCUGCCCCGAACUAUUACAACGACGCCCCGAAGUAUUACUUUGCCCCGAGUUGCAACACCACUGAGCCACCAGAGUACGACGCGACUAUGUGUGCUACCCCAUCCUACUAUACCGAUGCUGCUAAGUACUACUCUGUUCUCAACUACUUACUACACCGAUGCGCAUAAGUACUGCUCUGUUCCCAGCUACUACACCGAUGCUCCAGCUUAUUACUCACCAAAACGGUCGAAUACUACACUGAAGCGCUAAACUACUACUCUGCCUCGAUCUACACAACCACAACCGGCCAAGUAUUACGCAGCCCCGACUUACUACAUUGAAGCUAAGUUUCUUCGUACUACGUUGAACCGAACCAAACGUUUUCCGAUUCCGCUGGCUCGGGAAAAUUGUGGUGAUGCAAAGUAACAGAUUCUCUGUCAGGACGAUAUUGGAUGACGUUACGUAACAAAAGGUUCACAUCUGGACAAAUAUUAAAAUAAGAACUGUCUCUUUUGAGUAUUUAUGUAAUUAGCCACCUUUUAUUUCCACAAGCACGAUAAUACUAAUUAUUAUCAAUAUAUUUUUGUAUUAACCAACUUUUUCCCAAAAUAUAAAUGUCUUUUCCUUCA